CACGCUCUACAUUUAUCUGGGGGUUGGCCUUUAUUAGGCCACCGCACAUGCAAAUGAGCUCUGCAAUAACUUGGAAACAGGGGAGGAGGAUCAGUAUAGCGAUGGAACUCCUACACCCAUCCAACACACUACAGUAAGCGACAGCCAACGCAGGACGAGUUCCAGCUUCUCUGAACAAACAUCAACAACAGUUGGUAGAGUCUGCAUGCUUUCUUAACCGUGGUCCGUGGGUGCAAGUGUUUAUAUACAUCCCGCGCCCUUAGAACCAGGCCACUCAGUUUGCGCGAGGGCAACUCCGCGCCAAACUUGCCCGACACACUGUUCUCAAUUCUGCCGCCGCGAUCAGAAAAAUGGCAGGUCUGCCAGGCGGCGGCCGCCUCGCUCUCUUCUGCGUCUUGGCUGUUUCGUGCAUUGCGCUCGCGGCGCGCACCUCCGACGCCACCGGGCGGGACGCUGGCGUCGGCACCGACAAGCACCCCAUCAGGUACGCCGCGCCUCCGCCACCGCCGAUGUCGUCCGAGCCGCGGGCAUGCGAGUUCGAGAACUUGCGCCUGUACAAGGCGUACCUCGUGAUCAAGAAGUUCAAGAAGACGGUGACCCGCGACCCCAAGGGCGUCACCAGCACCUGGACCGGCACCGACCUCUGCGGCUCCUACAAGGGCUUCUUCUGCGAGCGGCCGCGCAACAUCCCUGACAGGACCGUCGCGUCCGUCGACUUUAACGGCUACCAGCUGCAUGCCGACUCCCUGCAGGGCUUCGUGGACGGCCUCCCGGACCUGGCGCUGUUCCACGCCAACUCCAACAACUUCGGCGGCGCCCUGCCCAACCUCAACAAGCUGCAGUACUUCUACGAGCUGGACGUGAGCAACAACAGGCUCGCGCCCGCGCCGUUCCCGACGGACGUGCUGGGCCUCGCCAACGCCACCUUCAUCGACAUCCGCUUCAACAGCUUCUUCGGCGAGCUGCCGGCGGGGAUCUUCUCCUCGUUCCCGGAGGUGCAGGCCAUCUUCGUCAACAACAACCAGUUCUCCGGCAACCUCCCGGACAACCUCGGCGACUCCCCCGUGAACUACCUCUCCCUCGCCAACAACCAGUUCACCGGGCCGAUCCCCGCGUCCAUCGCCCACGCCGCCGACACGCUCCUCGAGGUGCUCUUCCUCAACAACAUGCUCAGCGGCUGCCUUCCCUACGAGCUCGGCCUGCUCGCCCAGGCCACGGUCAUCGACGCCGGCACGAACCGGCUCACGGGCCCCAUCCCGUGCUCGUACGCGUGCCUGCGGAACGUGGAGCAGCUCAACCUGGCGGACAACCUCCUCUACGGCGUGGUGCCCGACGCGCUCUGCCGUCUCGCCACCGACGGCCACCUCGCCAACCUCACGCUCUCCGGCAACUACUUCACGUGGCUGGGGGAAUCCUGCUGGGACCUGAUCAGCGAGGGGAAGCUCAACGUCGACCGCAACUGCAUCCCUUAUGCGCCCAACCAGCGGUCCUACGAGGAGUGCGCCGAGUUCUUCCACGAGAACUGGACCAAGAUGACGACGUGCCCCGUCAACUUCCACGUGCCAUGCGAGGACCACCACGAGGGCUACGGCAGUGUGGACGCCGGCAGGGAGGAGGCGAAGGCGGCGGAGGAGUACCAGUACCGGACCUACUCGGCACUGAAACCGUAAGGCCCAGACCGGCCGGCGAGGGCACGUACGUACAGGUGUUUAAAGGAAGAAAGCACUGUCCGGCCGUCUCGUGAACGUGCGUAUGCGACACGGCGCAGAGCUAGCUGCUUCGUCGUUGCGACGGCUGGUUUGGUUGAUCCAUAUUGUUGUCGUGUGUACUUUUCUAGUAGUUGUGUUCCGUUCAUCAUCCACUGUUACGGCCCACUUAUAGUUCAGGUGCUUUGCAUGGUAUGUGUACUACCCGGCAUGCCUCGACGUGGUCAUAGGUCACAAGUCACAAUUCACAAGUGACUGAGUUUCAUUUAAUGAAUCAUAACGAUAACGAUAAUGCAGAUCGAUCAUUCAAGCUAGGGACAGCUAGGUGGUUGUGAGUUGUGACCUUGAGAAAGAUGUGCUUGUACUAGUAGUUCUCAAUUUAUGUUUUUUUUUCAUUUUUCUCCAUAAGUGUAAUGAAUCUGUGCAGAUGUCAUCGUGUUGUAUUAGGAUCCUGAUUUUGUUCA
Messenger RNA from Lolium perenne, 2170 nucleotides. RefSeq lists its product as uncharacterized. The record is from RefSeq and is a predicted model, not a curated record. NCBI's taxonomy places the organism in Eukaryota, Viridiplantae, Streptophyta, Magnoliopsida, Poales, Poaceae. Gene Ontology annotation, molecular function: protein binding.